Messenger RNA from Calidris pugnax (ruff), 1667 nucleotides. RefSeq lists its product as uncharacterized. The coding region runs from base 129 to 1532 and encodes 467 amino acids. The transcript is spliced from 4 exons. Lineage: Eukaryota; Metazoa; Chordata; Aves; Charadriiformes; Scolopacidae. The record is from RefSeq and is a predicted model, not a curated record.
CAAGGCCACCAUGAGCUGUGGAUGGAGCUCUGAGGCCACCAGAGAUGCCACCAUGGACCUUGGAUGGAGCUCUGAUGCCCCCAAAACCACCUCCAGCUCUUCCACCCCCUCCACCGAACCCCCCUUAGAUGCCACCUCGGUGGUGUCCCGAGCUGGAGGUUCUGGAAGUUCUGGAGGUCCUGGUGGCCCUGGAAGUUCUGGAGAUGCUGGAGGUUCUGGAGGAGCUGGAGGUUUUGGUGGCCCUGGAGGUUCUGGAGAUGGUGGUGGCCCUGGAGGUUCUGGUGGCCUUGGAGGUUGUGGAGGUUCUGGAAGUUCUGGAGGUCCUGGUGGUCUUGGAGGUCCUGGUGGUUCUGGAGGAGCUGGAGGUUCUGGUGGAGCUGGAGAUUCUGGUGGCCCCAGAGGUUCUGGUGAUGGUGGUGGCCCUGGAGGUUUUGGAAGUUCUGGAAGUCCUGGAGGAGCUGGAGGUUCUAGAGGUUCUGGAGGUUCUGGUGGCCCCAGAGGUUCUGGAGGAGCUGGAGGUUUUGGAGGUCCUAGAGGUUCUGGAGGAGCUGGAGGUUCUGGAAGUUCUGGAGGUCCUGGUGGCCCUGGAAGUUCUGGAGAUGCUGGAGGUUCUGGAGGAGCUGGAGGUUUUGGUGGCCCUGGAGGUUCUGGAGAUGGUGGUGGCCCUGGAGGUUCUGGUGGCCUUGGAGGUUGUGGAGGUUCUGGAAGUUCUGGAGGUCCUGGUGGUUCUGGAGGAGCUGGAGGUUCUGGAGGAGCUGGAGGUUCUGGUGGCCCUGGAGGUUCUGGAGAUGGUGGUGGUGCUGGAGGUUUUGGAAGUUCUGGAGGAGCUGGAGCUUCUGGAGGUUUUGGUGGCCGUGGAAGUUCUGGAGGUUUUGGUGGCCCUGGAGGAGCUGGAGGUUCUGGAAGUUCUGGAGGAUCUGGAGGUUCUAGAGGUUCUGCUGGUCUUGGAGGUUCUGGUGGCCUUGGAGGUUUUGGAGGUCCUGGUGGUCUUGGAGGUUCUGGAGCAUCUGGAGGAGCUGGUGGAGCUGGAGGUUCUGGAAGUUCUGGAGGUUUUGGUGGUUCUGGUGGCCCUGGAGAUGCUGGUACCCCUAUGGACAUUGAUGAUCCUGAAGGUCUUGGUGGCCCUGGAGGUUCUGGAGAUCCUGGUGGCCCUGAAAGUUCUGGAGGCCCUAGAAGUUCUGGAAGUUCUGGAGGCCCUGGAAGUUCUGGAGGUCUUUGUGGCCCCGGAGGUCUUGGUGGCCCUGGAAGUUCUGGAGAUCCUGGUGGCCCUGGUGACCCUGGAGGUCUUGGUGACCCUGGAAGUUCUGGAGAUCCUGGUGACCUUGGUGGCCCUGGAAGUUCUAGAGGCCCUGGAAGUUCUGGAUGUUCUGGAAGUUCUGGUGACCCUGAUGGCCCCGGAAGUUCUGGAAGUUCUGGAGAUCCUGGUAGCCUUGGAGGUCUUGGUGGCCCUGAUGACCCUGGUGACCCCGGUGGCCCCGGUGGCCCCGAGGCGCUGGGGGGCUACCUGUGCGUGGGCUGUGACGUGUACCUGACGCGGGAGCCCUGCGCUCUCUGCGCCAUGGCCUUGGUCCACGCCCGCGUCCGCCGCGUCCUCUUCUGGCUCCCCACCCCCCAGGGCGCCCUCAGCACCCGCUACGGCCUCCACGGCCGCCGGGGCCUCAACCACC